This is a messenger RNA of Poecilia latipinna (sailfin molly), 1213 nucleotides long. It is a transcript of the gene dnajc17, whose product is annotated as DnaJ (Hsp40) homolog, subfamily C, member 17. The transcript is spliced from 11 exons. Gene Ontology annotation, biological process: spliceosomal complex disassembly. The record is from RefSeq and is a predicted model, not a curated record. The coding region runs from base 186 to 1127 and encodes 313 amino acids. Gene Ontology annotation, cellular component: spliceosomal complex. Lineage: Eukaryota; Metazoa; Chordata; Actinopteri; Cyprinodontiformes; Poeciliidae. Gene Ontology annotation, molecular function: RNA binding.
AACUACAUUUCCCAGCAUGCAAAGUACAUCCAGGUUGAAAGGUCGUCGACGUCAAACUCAUGCUGCCUGAAAAACUAAAACAACAGCUAAAUUAGCUAAACGUUACCAUUUCGGAACCAGUGCACACGGUAUUAAAGACGUUUUGUUUGCUCUGUAUAGUUGCUCUAGUUUGUUUCAAAGUAAAAAUGUCUGGAAAGGCGAAGGAAAUCUUACAAAUGGACCUGUAUGGGUUACUCGGCAUUGAGAGCUCAGCCACAACGAAAGAGAUCAAGAAAGCUUAUAGACAGAAGGCACUGACCUGCCAUCCAGACAAGAACCCAGACAACCCCAAAGCAGCGGAGCUCUUCCAUCAAUUGUCCCAGGCUCUUGAAGUUCUCACUGAUGCUGCAGCCAAGGCUGCCUAUGACAAGAUUCGUGCUGCCAAGAAACAAGCUGAAGAGCGAAACAAGAAAUUAGAUGAUAAAAGGAAGAAAAUUAAACUUGACUUGGAGGCCAGAGAACGGCGAGCGGAGGCUCAGAGCCAGGAGGAAGUGCAAAUCACUAGAACACUUGAAGAAGAGAUCGCCCGCUUGAGGGAGGAGGGAUCCCGACAACUUGAAGAAGAGCAGAGGCUCAUCAGGGAGCAGAUCCAGAGAGAAAGAGAAGCACAGCAACAACCAGGAAACUACACUCAGAGAGGAGGGGAGAGAUAUUCCCAGAGCAACGUAACCCCAAAACUGAAGUUAAAAUGGAAAUGCAAGAAAGAUGACGAGCUGAAUGGAGGUUAUUCUCAAGACGUUCUGCUUAAGCUGCUUCACAAAUACGGGGAUGUUUUAAAUGUGAUCGUAUCGAGUAAGAAGAAAGGAAGUGCUGUUGUGGAGUUUGCAUCUGUGAGAGCAGCUGAACUGGCUGUUAAAAAUGAAAGUGGGCUGAGUGGUAACCCCUUGAAGAUUACGUGGCUGGAAGGACAGCCUGAGGUUGUCGCUGCAGCAUCCCAAACCGGCCAUUUCAUGUCUUCACAGGGUUCCCUUUCAAAUGAGCGCGACUAUGAGACGGUGGUGAUGAUGAGGAUGAGGCAGGCUGCCGAACGUCAGAGGCUCAUCGAGGAGAUGCAGAGAGAGGACGACGAGGAGGCUGCAGAGUCGUAGCUUUAGUUUCAUAAAGCCUCUUGUGUUUUUCUUUUAUUGUUUUAUUGUAACAUAGUGUGGAAAAUAAACCCUUUUGAUAAAAUAAA